Molecule: messenger RNA, 1530 nt
Organism: Abrus precatorius (Indian licorice)
Lineage: Eukaryota; Viridiplantae; Streptophyta; Magnoliopsida; Fabales; Fabaceae
Product: protein trichome birefringence-like 2
Exons: 5
Coding region: 1-1530 (509 amino acids)
Cellular component (GO): Golgi apparatus
Molecular function (GO): O-acetyltransferase activity
Source: RefSeq, a predicted model, not a curated record
AUGCAUGUUCUUUUCUCUAAUAACUCCAAGAGAAUCACAUUCCCUGAGCCCUUUCAGUCACAUAGAAGAAGAGUGUUUUCAUGGUUCACUUUAGGUGUUGCUGCUUCUCUUGUUUUGUUGUCUCUCUUCUUUCUCAGUAACUCCCUCAAAGUUGAAGUCUUUGUGCCACCACUUCACACUGAUGGUGCAAACUCUUCCUUUGUUUCUUGCCCCUUCAACGCUAACCACUCUUCUUCCUCUGAGAACAACGCAUCUGUGAAGAGAGUUGAAGAAGGAAGUGCUGUUGUGAACAGAACUCAUGAAGUGCAUGUGUCAGGUAAUGGAUCAGAGGGUAACAUGCAUGUUAUUGUUAAACCUGAGGAGAAUAAUAUUUUUGAGAAUUCUAGUUUCAGUUAUAAUUUGGUUGGGAUAAAGAAUGUAACUUUCGCUCACAAUGAAACCCACCAAGAGGAGAAAAAGAAAGUUGGGUUGCAUGAGAAGUGUGACAUUUUUGAAGGAAAGUGGGUAAGAGAUUAUUCCAAGCCAUACUAUUCUUUGGGCUCUUGUCCCUUCAUUGAUAGAGAUUUUGAUUGUCACCGUAAUGAGAGACCCGAUGCUGAAUAUGUUAAAUGGAAGUGGCAACCAAAUGGUUGCCAAAUUCCAAGUUUGAAUGCAACUGAUUUUCUGGAGAGGUUGAGAGGACAGAGGUUGGUUUUCGUGGGGGAUUCACUCAACAGGAACAUGUGGGAGUCACUUGUGUGCAUUCUCAGUCAAAGCAUUAGGAACAAGAAACGUGUUUUUGAAAUUUCGGGGAGAAGAGAAUUUAAGAAGAAAGGUGUAUAUUCUUUUAGAUUUGAGGAUUAUAAUUGUUCGGUGGAUUUUGUUGUUUCCCCAUUCAUAGUUCAAGAGUCAACUUUCAAGGAGAAAAAUGGGUCGUUUGAGACAUUAAGAUUGGAUUUGAUGGACCGGACUACAACCAAGUAUCGCGAUGCUAAUAUCAUAGUCUUCAAUACGGGUCACUGGUGGACCCAUGAUAAAACAUCAAAAGGAGAAAAUUAUUAUCAAGAAGGAAACCAUGUAUACCCGCGACUAGAGGUUCUGGAUGCAUAUAAGAGGGCUUUGACCACUUGGGCUAAGUGGGUUGACCGAAAAAUUGAUGCCAAUCAAACUCAGGUUUUAUUCAGAGGAUACUCGGCUACCCAUUUCUGGGGUGGGCAAUGGAAUUCAGGAGGACAGUGCCACAGAGAAACUGAGCCAAUAUUUAAUGAAAGUUACUUACAAAAGUAUCCUUCAAAAAUGUGGGCACUGGAACAUGUCAUCCAACAUAUGAAAACCCCAGUAAUAUAUAUGAAUGUAACUAGGCUUACAGAUUUCAGAAAAGAUGGGCAUCCUUCAGUAUUCAGAAAGGAAUAUACGACAUCAAUUCUUCAGAAUACUACUGCAUUAUACGAAGAUUGCAGCCAUUGGUGCUUGCCUGGGGUACCAGAUACUUGGAAUGAGUUGCUCUAUGUUUCUCUCUUAAAAUAUGGAAAGGGAACUUGGAAAAGAUGA